This is a messenger RNA of Melospiza georgiana, 2275 nucleotides long. RefSeq names its product KAT8 regulatory NSL complex subunit 2 (gene KANSL2). The transcript has 10 exons. NCBI's taxonomy places the organism in Eukaryota, Metazoa, Chordata, Aves, Passeriformes, Passerellidae. Gene Ontology annotation, cellular component: NSL complex. Bases 226 to 1725 code for a protein of 499 amino acids. The record is from RefSeq and is a predicted model, not a curated record.
CCGGGAGAGAGCCUUGGAUGGACCGGGAUAGACACGGGGAUAGAUCCAGACUGGCACCGAAAUACACCCGAGGAUAGACCGGGAUGCGCACUGGGGGAUACCGGUAUAGAGGCGGGAAUAGAGCGGGAUGAGCACCAGAAAGGACCGGGAUAGAGCGGGGUGAGCGCCAGAAAGGACCGGGAAUAGAGCGGGGUGAGCACCAGAAAGGACCGGGAUAGAGCGGGCAUGAACAGGAUCCGCAUUCACGUGUUACCGACCAGCCGGGGCCGCCUGACCCCGGUGCCGCGGCCUCAGGAGCCCCUGGCCUGCUCCUUCAGCCCCCGGCCCUGCUCGCAGCCCCGCCUGGAGGGGCAGGAAUUCUGCAUCAAGCACAUCCUCGAGGACAGGAAUGCUCCCUUCAAACAGUGCAGCUACGUGUCCACCAAGAACGGGAAGCGUUGUCCUAAUGCUGCUCCCAAACCUGAGAAGAAGGAUGGCACCUCGUUCUGCGCGGAGCACGCCCGGCGCAACGCGCUGGCACUGCAGGCUCAGGUGAAGAAAUCCAACCCCGGGCCCGUGGGUGAGACCCUGCUGUGCCAGCUGAGCUCCUAUGCCCGGGCAGAGCUGGGCAGCCAGAGCGCCGAGAGCAGCCGCAGCGAGGCCAGCCGCAUCCUGGACGAGGACAGCUGGAGUGACUGUGAGCAGGACCCUGUCACUGUGGAGCAGACGUGGCGUGGGGACCCUGACAGUGAAGCUGACAGCAUUGACAGCGACCAGGAGGAUCCCCUCAAGCAUGCUGGUGUGUACACAGCCGAGGAGGUGGCUCUGAUCAUGAGGGAGAAGCUGAUCCGCCUCCAGUCCCUCUACAUUGACCAGUUCAAGCGGCUCCAGCACCUCCUGAAGGAGAAGAAACGGCGGUUCCUGCACAGCAGGAAGGGAGAGCACGAGGCCAUCGGCAGCAGCCUCCUGACAGGGCCAGAGGGGCUGAUGGCCAAGGAGAGGGAGAACCUGAAGAGGCUCAAGUGCCUGCGGCGGUACCGGCAGCGCUACGGGGUGGAGGCUCUGCUGCACCGGCAGCUCCGCGAGCGCCGCGUCCUGGCCACCGACGGCGCGGCCCAGCAGGCUCACACCACCCGCUCCAGCCAGCGCUGCUUGGCCUUUGUGGACGAUGUCAGAUGCUCCAACCCCUCCCUGCCACUGACCAGGCACUGCCUCACACAUAUCUGCCAGGACACCAACCAGAGCCUUUUCAAGCCUUGCCAGGGCUCUGAGGAGGUUCCCUGCAACAAGCCCGUGCCCGUGAGCCUGUCGGAGGAGCCGUGCUGCCCCCUGCACCUGCGGCUGCCCCCCCAGAUGUACGUGCCCGAGCAGGGGCUGGCAGUGCCCCAGGAGCUGGGGGCAGCGCCCUCGGAGCUGUACCUGAGUGCAGCCGAGCUGCAGCCCACCGAGAGCCUGCCCCUGGAGUUCAGUGAUGACCUGGACGUGGUGGGUGAUGGGAUGCAGUGCCCACCUUCCCCUCUGCUCUUUGACCCUUCUGUGAGCCUGGAUCCAGCCCUGAGGGACAUGGCUGAGGCUCCCAUCGACAUCCUGGCCCUGGAGGAGCCUGACAGGGGCAGCUCCUGCUCCCCCCUCAUCCCUGCAGCCCAGGGGCCUGCCCAGCCCCAGCAGCAGCAGCCACAGGGAACGGCCUCGACCAGCCCAGCCCGAGGAGCCAACGGGAGCCUGGAGCCAGGAGCCGUGGGCUGAGCCUGCUGUGGGACCCUCAGCGUGGGACCUGGGGGGGCUGCAGAGCCUCCAGGAGGAGCUGCAGCUCCAGCUCUGCUGAUUCUGCAGCCACAGAAACCCCAAAAUCCCCAAGAUGGGGCUGCAGAGCCUCCUGUUCUCCAUGGGGAUGGAGCGGCCACGGGAGGGAAAUCACCAAAUUCUGGGGGACAGAAAUCACCAAAUUCUGGGGGACAGAAGUCACCAAAUUCUGGGGUACCCUCACCGUGGGACUUAGGGGUCCUUGAGUCCUUCUCCAGUGCCAGGAUGAGCUGCUCUGCUGAUUCCUGCAGUCACAGAAACCCCAAAAACCCCAAGAUGGGGCUGCAGACCCUCCUGUUCUCCAUGGGGAUGGAGUGGCCACGGGAGGGAAAUCACCAAAUUCUGGGGGACACCUGGGGUGUCAGCAUGGGAUCUGGGGAGGCUGGAGAGCUGCUCCAGUGCCAGGAGGAGCUGCAGCUCCAGUUCUGCUGAUUCUGCAGCCACAGAAAGCCCAAAAACCCCAUCCAGACCUUCCUGUCCUCCGUGGGGAUGG